Paramecium sonneborni is the source of this 699-nucleotide messenger RNA. The record is from the annotation of a GenBank genome assembly. Lineage: Eukaryota; Ciliophora; Oligohymenophorea; Peniculida; Parameciidae.
AUGAAUUCUUAAGCACAAUCUAAAUUGGAGAAUAAAAAAUAGAUUCACUUUUCUCGUCCUUCUUCUAGAAAUAAUAGUUUUCUACCUGAAAUUAUUUAGACACCAUCAUAAAAUUAAUUUCAAAAACAACAAACCAAUUCUAUAUUCAACUCUUCAAAAGGAAUUGAUUAAUUAAACUUAUUCAAAAUUGGAUAGGUUGAAUCAAAUAUUGAUUAAUUUACAUCACGUAUGGAAAUUUAACGUAAAGAACUCAUUAGAGAAAUAUUUAGAUAAGAUAAAAAACAUACUUAACUUAAACCAUUAAUUAAAUAAUAAGAAUCAACUCAUAGAAACAAAAUUAAAAAAGAUGAUUUAAUUGAAGAUUAACAAACACAAUUAAAAAGCAUUCUUAAAAGAAAAAGCUCAAAUAGUAGAGAACAUACUGAUAUUUUUGAUUUCUUUGAGUUAGAUAAUUAGGAUUUAAAAUAAUAAUAAAAACCAAAUCUCAAUAGAUUAAAACAUACCAAAUAAGUUUCUCUUCAACCAAUAGAAAAAGAUGACUAUUCUCCUAAUCCUCCAUUAAAUUAGGGAAAGAAAAUUGUUUCUUUUAAUAAAUAAAUUUAAAUUAAAGUUAUCGAUCCUAAUGAAGAAAAACCUAAAUCUAAUUAAAAAACAUUUAGAAGAAUGUACACUGUUGCAGAUCUUCUAGAUAAGUCAUGA